GGAUCAGAGCCCGCGAGAGGACGCGGGCGGGAGGCUGGGGCGGGCGGCCGCAGCGGUGGGCCGGCGGGGUGAGUGCCCUCCGGCCAUGGAGGACGAGCUGAGCUUCUCGGACAUCUACGGCGGCCGCCUGGCCCUGCAGCGCCGCUACUACUCCCCGUCCUGCCGCGAGUUCUGCCUCAGCUGCCCGCGGCUCUCGCUGCGCUCGCUCACCGCUGUCACCUGCUCCGUGUGGCUGGCGGCCUACGGACUCUUCUCCCUCUGCGAGAACAGCAUGAUCCUCUCUGCUGCAAUCUUCAUCACCCUCAUAGGCCUUCUUGGUUACCUCCAUUUUGUGAAGAUUGAUCAGGAGACUCUGUUAAUCAUUGAUUCCCUGGGCAUCCAGAUGACUUCAUCCUAUGCCUCUGGCAAAGAAAGCACCACCUUCAUUGAGAUGGGCAAGGUGAAGGAUGUCAUCAUUAAUGAGGCUAUUUAUAUGCAGAAGGUGAUUUACUACCUCUGUAUUUUAUUGAACGAUCCGAUGGAACCAAAUGGAAUAUCCCAAGUAGUACCUGUCUUCCAGAGAGGAAGGAAGAGGGAUAGAGAGUUAGAAACAUCGAUCAGCUGCCUCUUGCACUCUCCCUACUGCGUAUGUGCCCGCAACCAAAAGUGCCAAGCCCCGGCUGGACUGCUUGAUUGAAGUGUACAGGAGCUGCCAGGAGAUCCUGGCACACCAGAAAGCCACGUCCACAAGCCCAUGAGCCCCAGCAUUCAGAAGGCCAGUACUGUCUCCGUGGGAAAUGACUCCUAAGCCAUUGGGCUGGUGUUUUUUACUGUAUUCAAACAUCAUGUGGACACGGUCCUAGGAACCAGGAUGGAUGCAGUGGAGCUGAGAGCCACAGAGCAGGUGACUGGAACUCAGCUCAUUGUGUGAUGUUGAGCCAAGUGUUCCUGGUAUAUCAGUGUUCCCCUCGUAAGGUAUGUAUGUGUACAUUACCAACUGAGAGGAGACCUUAAGAAACGGUAUGUCAAAGGUCAUGCUGACAGAGCACUUUGCGAAUUUUCUAAGCACAUUCAAGGUUAUUUUUUGUUGAAAUUUGUGGAGCAAGACAUUGGGAAACUGAUGUCAGAUCUCUUGAGAAAGACAAUUUCCAGAUAUAUCAAAGUUAAGAAAAUAGUCCAGGCCUUCAGGCACUGGGUUAGUGGGAAGAAAUGUCUUACAAGACUAGACUCUGGCCCCCUAUCUCCUUUGUCUGUAAGGGUUAAAUAUGGUGACUCUCUUAAUAAACGUCACAGUAAUUGCCUGGUUCACAGACAUCUGCUUUUGACUGACAAACAUGAAUGUGGCAUUUCAGUCAGGGUGUGAAGCACAUUAAUACUCUUCUGUUGCUCAAAAACUUCUUUUGCUAAGAGGAAUGAGACAAAAGUCCAGACAGAAAUUUGACUUUGGUUUCCAGGAACAUGUUAAAGAAGGAUAAACAUGCAAAGUAUAGAAGCCUUUGUUGGUAAGACAGUUUCUUCUGUAUAAAAUUCAUAAACUAAGGGAGGAUUCCUGAAGGAUUGGGAAGAAGACACGGUGGGGGAAAUAACUUGACCCCCAAAUUCAGUAUGAACACAGCUCCAUUCUCCCUUACUUUUUCUUUGGGAUCCUAAUUUUUGUUUGUUUGUUAAUCGUCACCUAAGGAUAUUUUUUCCAUUGAUUUUUAGAGCGAGUGGAAGGGAGAAGGGGGGGCGAAGAGAAAGAGAAUGAAAGAACGUCAAUGUGAGACACACUGAUUGGUUGCCUCUUGCACAUGCCCCGACUGGGGUCAAGGAUCAAACCUGCAACCCAGCUAUGCGCCCUUGACCAGGAAUUAAACCCUUUGGUGUGUGGGCUGCCACUCUAACCAUUGAGUAACACAAGCCAGGGCAGAUCCUAAGUUUUUAAAAACUCCCAGGUAGAUAAUAUUAUCCUCAUGGGCCUUAGAGACACUCAAGUAUCACAAAACCAGAGUUGCCAUUUCUGCCUUUUACACCAGCCCUGGAGGGGUUCUUCAGAAGCCUGUGGUAUGUGUGAUGUGUUAAUGUGUUCCAGGUAGGAAUGUCCCAACUAAACCCAAAUGCUGGGCGAAAGGCAGGAACAGCAAUGUUUGACCAAAUACAACAGGCUAAUUUUUAAGUUGAUAACUUGGUAUGGGCCGAGAUGAUGUAAUAAAUAUCCACGUGGCUGCUGGCAGAGAAAAGGUUCUCCACCCCUGGUAUAAGGGAUGAGAGGGGAAGCGUGCAGCAGCUGAAGUGCUCACAUAAACUAGUUCCAGCCGAGUGGUUCUGCAGUAUCACACACACACACACACACACACACACACACACACACAUACAGUCAGGGUAAAAUGCUUGGUUCUUGGGUGCUCCUGCUAAAACCAUACAGUUUUCAGCACUUUAUUGACAAAUGGUAAGACUGUCUUAGAGCUAUGAAAUAAAACUCCGUUUCUGAUGUUGGAAAAUCAGAGUACCAAUGAA
Eptesicus fuscus (big brown bat) is the source of this 2475-nucleotide messenger RNA. It is a transcript of the gene PIGH, whose product is annotated as phosphatidylinositol glycan anchor biosynthesis class H. The coding region runs from base 86 to 676 and encodes 196 amino acids. The record is from RefSeq and is a predicted model, not a curated record. Gene Ontology annotation, cellular component: glycosylphosphatidylinositol-N-acetylglucosaminyltransferase (GPI-GnT) complex. Lineage: Eukaryota; Metazoa; Chordata; Mammalia; Chiroptera; Vespertilionidae. Gene Ontology annotation, biological process: GPI anchor biosynthetic process. The transcript has 5 exons.